AUGUACAUUGAUCUUCUAAGGGUUGGCAGCACCACUAAAGCUUACUUUGUGGCCCAUAAUUUGGGAGAUGUUAAUACAGAGAAAAUUACUUUUGACAACAUCUAUUACAGAUACUAUGUUCAUACUAAGUAUUUCCUCUACUACAAAAGCCAAUAAAGAGUCCUAAAAAAGCUGAUAUCAACCUCCAAGCUCCAUUUCAACAAUUUUUCAUGUCGAUUAAAAGAUAAUCACCUCUAAGUCCUAAAUACUCCCAAUACUCCUCAUUGUAAUAUUUACAGUAAUGAUGAAGUUUUAUGGACUACAGGAUUCGUUCUUGGACUGCAAUUCAUUCAUUUGGAUGCUAGAUUCUUGUAACACUUCACACUUGAUUGGAACGAAAUGAAAAAAUUCCCCUGGAUUUCCCGAACCUUAUGGACUGGUUUGAAAUAUUAAGCAGUUAAACUCUCUUUUAAGUUGAAGACCAUAUAUGUGGACAUCUGGUCUGGUUCACUCUCAUACUUGAGUAUUAUGUGCUAUGCUGUAUAAAUCCACAAUCUUCUUUUCCUAAAGGUUCAACCAAUAAAUGGAGAGUCUUAAUUCUAUCAAACAGAGAUCUGGUUUCUUAAAUAAGUAAGGAGCUUUAAGAAGCUCAAGGAUUUGUUUGAAAUAGAACUUUAGCCAUGGUUUCUCAUAGAUCUAGUAUGA
Molecule: messenger RNA, 684 nt
Organism: Stylonychia lemnae
Lineage: Eukaryota; Ciliophora; Spirotrichea; Sporadotrichida; Oxytrichidae
Source: the annotation of a GenBank genome assembly